This is a messenger RNA of Sceloporus undulatus (fence lizard), 2160 nucleotides long. It is a transcript of the gene PUM3, whose product is annotated as pumilio RNA binding family member 3. NCBI's taxonomy places the organism in Eukaryota, Metazoa, Chordata, Lepidosauria, Squamata, Phrynosomatidae. The record is from RefSeq and is a predicted model, not a curated record. Gene Ontology annotation, biological process: regulation of translation. Gene Ontology annotation, cellular component: nucleolus. The transcript has 18 exons. Gene Ontology annotation, molecular function: mRNA binding. Bases 164 to 2056 code for a protein of 630 amino acids.
UCCUCCAGGAAGGACCGAACGUUGAGUCGAAAGCGGCGCGACUCCUUGGCUUUACGGCGGCUUCUUUGCGACACUGUCGCGGCGCCAAAACUCCCGUCAGCCCACGGGGCAAAGCAAAGAGAGGAAGUGGGAACACGUGGGGACCCUGAGAGUCACUAACCAAAUGGAAGCCAAAGGUAAAAGGAAGUUCAUAGGACAAGGUGGGAAAGCAGGCGGCGGUAGAAAGAAGUUUAAAAAGAAUAAUGAGAGGUUCAAUAAAAAAGAAGGUGAAGAAGGCAAACCCAAAUUUAAAUCCAAGAAAUUUGAGAGAGGAAACAAAAAACCUGGUAAAACAGGUACAAAACAAUUCAAGAGUAAACAACUCUUAGAAAAGUUAUCCAGGAAACGCAAACUUCAAGAUGACAAAGAAGGAGGGUUGCAGCCUAAGAAGCCUAAGUGGGAUGACAUCAAGAAGAAAAAGAAGGAGCUGAAGCAGAGCCGACAGCUGAAUGACAGAGCCAACUAUGAGGCAGUGCUUAAAGGAAAACAGAUUUGGGAAACACUCCGGCGGAAAGACUGUGACAAAGCAAAACGUGACAAGCUGUUAAGUGAACUUCAGGAGCUACUUCGUGGGAAAAUUAAAAAUAUGGCGUUUGCUCAUGAUUCAACCCGUGUCAUCCAGUGUUACAUUCAGUAUGGCAAUGAAAAGCAAAGACAAGAAGUAUUUGAAGAAUUAAAAGAGAGUUUCACUGAACUAAGCAAAUCCAAAUAUUCUAGAAAUAUUGUGAAGAAACUUCUUAUCUAUGGAACAAAGCCACAAAUUGCAGAAAUCAUCAAAAGCUUUAAAGGGGAGGUGAGAAAGAUGCUGCGCCAUGCUGAGGCAUCUGCUGUGGUGGAAUAUGCAUACAAUGACAAAGCCAUUUUGGAGCAAAGAAACAUGUUGACAGAGGAGCUUUAUGGGAAUACCUUCCAAGUCUACAAGUCAUCAGAGCACCCAACCUUGAAUGCAGUGUUAGCGGCUCAACCAGAAAAGCAAGAGGCCAUUCUGGAGGAGAUGAAACAGAUCCUUACUCCAAUGGCUCAGAAAGAGGCUGUAAUAAAGCAUUCUUUGGUACAUAAAGUUUUUUUGGACUUUUUUACUCAUGCACUCCCUAAACAGAGAUCUGAAAUGAUUGAAGCAAUUAGAGAAGCGGUAAUCUACUUGGCACACACACAUGAUGGAGCCAGAGUAGCCAUGCAUUGCCUGUGGCAUGGAACUCCCAAGGACAGAAAAGUCAUUGUAAAAACCAUGAAGACAUAUGUAGAAAAAAUAGCUACUGGUGAAUUCUCACACUUGGUCCUGCUGGCAGCAUUUGACUGCAUUGAUGAUACAAAACUUGUGAAACAGCUGGUUUUAUCUGAAAUUAUUAAUUCUUUAGCCAACAUUGUAAACAACAAGUAUGGAAGGAAAGUAUUGUUACAUCUGUUAAGUCCAAGGGAUCCUACAUAUUUCUCACCAGCAGUAAUCAAAAUUCUGCAGCAGGGUGAUGGGAAUGCUUACAGUAAAAAAGAUGUAGAUGUUCGCCACCGUGAACUCCUGGAAGCUGUUUCUCCUGCCUUACUAAAUUAUCUGAACCUGCAUACUGAAGAAAUGGUGAUGGACAAAGCUGCAUUCAUUGUAGUGACAGGUAUCCUCAGGCAUGCUGUUGGUGAUGUCCAGCCUGCUAUGAAAAUCAUUGCAAGUCUUGCUGCAAGAGAGAUAGUUCCAGGAGGCAAAGAUGGCCAGCUUCACAUUGCAGAACAUCCAGCAGGUCAUCUGGUUCUGAAGUGGCUAAUCGAGCAAGAUGAGAAAAUGAGGGAGAGUGGCAGAGAUGGAUGUUUUGCAAGAACAUUGGUGGAGCAUGUGAGCAUUGACCUUCUGAAGACCUGGGCAGAUGUGAAUCGUGGUGCAAUUAUUCUGUGUCGCCUUCUUCAGAGCUCUGACGAAGAGGUGGUGGCUCAAGUCAAAGUUGGAUUAAAAAGUCUUGUUCCAAAACUAAAAAAGACUAAAGAUGAAGCAACAGCAACAAAAGCAUUGCUGGAAAAAUUAUCAUCUUAAUUUAAGGAGUUAUUAAAUGGACUAAUUUUCUAUGUAAACAAUUACUUCUUUUUUAAGAAGAAUUUUUAUUGCUAAUAAACACUUUCAGCUUCUUUGGAAUGUUA